CUCAAUUGAUAAAAAUAAACAUCGAAUAUAGUCAAGACGGUCUAAUUAGGUAACAAUUUUUUAUCGUUAAAAUGUUACUGAAAAUAUUAAUUUUUAGUGUUUUAAGUGCAAUUUCAACUUCGGAGAAAGUUAGAUAUGACAAUUAUUCGCUGUACAAAAUUUAUCCACAGAACGAAGAUCAUUUGAAAUAUUUAAAUGAUUUACAAAGAAACAGUGAUGAUUUACGUUUUUGGAAAUCACCUUCAUCUGUUGGUGACUAUGCGAGUGUGGUGUCUUCACCAGAAAAGAAAGCCGUUUUUGAACAUUCCCUCAAGAAAAGGAGCUUGAAUUAUGAGGUUAUGCUGGAAAACAUUCAACAAGCAUUUGAUGAUCAAUUAUUCAGCAGAAAAAAACGUGAUACAAGAAAUCAGUUGUUUUGGACUAAUUAUCAAACAAUGGAAGAUAUUUAUGAGUGGUUCCAUCAUUUGGCUAGAACACAUGGAAAUGUAGUUACAAUUAUUCAGGCAGGACAAUCAUUUGAAGGUCGAAAUAUUACUGGAGUGAAAAUAUCACGUAAACCAAGUCAACGCGCUUUUUUCAUCGAAGGUGGUCAAGUUGCUGCAGAUUGGCUUUCUCCGACUAUUACCACAUAUAUAGUUGAUCAGCUUGUGCGAGGUGAUAGUCCUGAAAUAAGGAAGGCUACAGAAGACUUUGAAUGGCACAUUUUUCCUAUCCUAAACCCUGAUGGUCAUGAAUUCACACAAAAUUCUGACAGACUUUGGCUUAAGAAUCGAAGGCCGACAAUAGGACGUUCUGUUGGUGUUGAUCUAUCAAAGAAUUGGAAUUCACAUUGGGGAGUUAGAGGGGGCAGCUUCGUGCCAACUGAUAGUAACUACUUAGGCUUAGGGCCAUUUUCAGAAGUUGAGACAAGAGCACUUUCAAGAUAUAUGGAAUCAAUGGAUACUAAACUAUAUGGCUUACUGUCGUUCAGAGGUUUUGGACAAAGACUGUUGAUACCUUUUGGUCAUACCACAUCACAUAUGUAUAAUUAUAAUGAAACGGUUUUAAUCGGUAGACGAGCAAUGGGAUCAUUGGCAGUCCGUUAUAAUACACAAUAUUUGGUUGGCAAUUCAAUGGAAGUACAUGACGGCUCUACUGGUUCUAUUGCUGACUGGGUCAAGCAUCGCUUUAAUCCUCCCGUGGUUUUCACCUACCAACUCAGGGAUAUCGGUAAUUGGGGCUACAUUUUACCAGUGAACCAAGUGCUGCCAUCUUGUGAGGAAACCUUCGACUCCGUAAUGGCGAUCGUUAGGGAGGCGAGGUUUUACAAACUACUACAAGAUAUUCAAAAUACUGAUAUGAGAUUUGAUUUUUGGAGUGAUCUUACACCUUUAUUGGAUUUCGUAACAGUAUUGUCCAGUCCUGAAGACAAAGAUGAUUUAGAAGCAAUUCUGCGGGGAAAUAAAAUGAAGUAUGAGAUCACAAUGCAAAACAUCCAAGAAGCUAUUGAUAAGGAAACAGUGGAAACCUAUACACGUAGCAAUAAUAUAAGUAUGUCAUGGGACAUGUAUUAUACUCUUGAUGGCAUAAACUCUUGGUUAGCUAACUUAAUAACAGCGUAUCCAGGUAUUGCUGGUAUAAUAAUUGGAGGUAGAUCUUAUGAAGGAAGAGACAUCAGGGGUCUUAAAAUAUCCCAUGGAUCAGGCAGAAGAGCAAUUUUCAUUGAAGGUGGCAUACAUUCCAGAGAAUGGAUUUCGCCAUCGUCCGCGUGCUAUAUAAUAAAUGAACUUUUAACUAGCAAUGAUCCAGCAACUAGAGCGGCUGCUCGUGACUACGAUUGGUAUAUAUUUCCAGUAACCAACCCUGAUGGUUACGUCUGGACGCAUGAACAGUUUCGUUUGUGGCGUAAAAACAGACGACCGAUUGGCACUGAAUUUGGAGUUGACUUAAACAGAAACUGGAACAAUAACUGGUUAGUGGCUGGUGCCAGUACUGAUCCUGCAUCUGAUAAUUAUGCCGGAACGGGACCAUUUUCUGAACCAGAAACAUUAUCCCUGUCAGAAUAUAUAAGAUCUGUGGGAGAUAGAAUUGAUUUAUAUAUAUCGAUUCACUCAUUUGGUCAGUUAUUAAUGGUACCAUUUGGAAAUUCAACAGCAACUUAUGCUAAUUAUCAUGAUGCAGUGAAUAUUGGAAGACGUGCGAUGGGCGCACUCUCUGUUAGAUACGGUACUCAAUACGUCACAGGAAAUAUCGCUGAGGCCAUUUAUCAAGCAACAGGAGGCAGUGUGGAUUGGGUUAAAGAACACCUCAAAGUUCCUCUGGUGUAUGCUUAUGAGCUACGUGACCGUGGCACGUUUGGUCACAUCCUCCCACCGGAUCAGAUACGAUAUAACAACGAAGAAUUCAUGGAUUCUGUGUUAGAAAUUAUCCAUCAAGCUAAGAGAUUCGGUUAUAUGAACAGCAGUAACGGCCUACACGGAUCUUUAUUCGUGUGCUUCUUAGCAUUAAUUAUAAAUAUGUUUCAUUGAUAACUAUAUUAAGUUAAGUAUACAUUAUUAAAUAAAAUUAUGAAUCCAAUGGU
Molecule: messenger RNA, 2560 nt
Organism: Vanessa tameamea
Lineage: Eukaryota; Metazoa; Arthropoda; Insecta; Lepidoptera; Nymphalidae
Product: zinc carboxypeptidase A 1-like
Exons: 13
Coding region: 72-2507 (811 amino acids)
Biological process (GO): proteolysis
Molecular function (GO): metallocarboxypeptidase activity; zinc ion binding
Source: RefSeq, a predicted model, not a curated record